Messenger RNA from Daphnia carinata, 427 nucleotides. Its product is annotated as keratin, type I cytoskeletal 9-like. NCBI's taxonomy places the organism in Eukaryota, Metazoa, Arthropoda, Branchiopoda, Diplostraca, Daphniidae. The transcript has 3 exons. The record is from RefSeq and is a predicted model, not a curated record. The coding region runs from base 41 to 322 and encodes 93 amino acids.
UGUACUCCUGAGAAAAACACUUUCUUUCGCGUUGGAAAAAAUGAACAAGAUGCUUGCCGUCCUUAUUGUCGUUAUGGUUUUGGCGAACUGCUCUGCCCUCCCAACCUUUGGAAUUGGUGGAUAUUACCCUGGUGGAACCGGAGCUGGCUUCGGAACUGGCCAAGCUGGUUAUGGUGGUGUAUCAGCCAGCGGAGUAGGCAUUUCUAGUGCUUACAAUGGUGGAUUUGGUGUUGGAUCGGGAUCAGGAUCUGCUUUCAGCGGUGGUCUCUUCGGUCCGCAAUACGCAACUGGCACUGGAAACGGCUUUUCUUUCGGAAAAUGAAUGAAAACUGAAGUGCCAUAAUUUUUGUUUACUAUGUAAAGUCAGGUGUCCCUUUGUUCAAUUCAUUUGUUUUUAUUUCGACAAUACAAAAAAAACAAAAAUUAA